CAUCCAGAACCCAAACUCGGCCGUCUCUGCAGGAUCGACAUGCGCCUGCUGCUCAGGUUCCUCAUUCGAUGACUACUCUCUCGUCAGCUGCUUCUGUAGCGCCAGAGCCAAGCUCAAAGUCCCUCCGCAUAGUCUCAGGCUUCGUCUCGGGCUUCGCGUCCUCGAUCCUGCUGCAGCCUUUGGAUCUGCUAAAGACUCGGGUCCAGCAAGCUCCCAACUCUUCUCUCCGACAGACGUUACGAGAGAUUACAAGUCUACAACAACCGUCCUCGAGUCCGCUUAACUUAGCUCUGAUACCAAAACUAUGGCGGGGAACCGUGCCUUCUGUCCUGCGCACCUCAGUCGGAUCAGGUCUCUACUUUUCAGCUCUGCACUCGAUCCGCGCAGCAAUCCAUGACAACACCGCCAAAACCUCGAAAACCUCGCCAAACAACACUGCAAUGCGCUCCUCAGUCUUACCGGAACUCCAUGGCUACGCAAACCUCUUCUCUGGUUCGUUCACCCGAGGCGCAGUCGGCUUCAUCAUGAUGCCAAUCACAGUCCUCAAAGUUCGAUACGAAUCAACGCGCUAUGCACGUGCCUCACUACUCGACACCGUCAAAUCUGUUUACAAAGAAAACGGAAUUCGUGGAUUUUUCUACGGUUUUGGUGCAACCUUCGUCAGAGACGUGCCAUACGCUGGUCUCUAUGUAUCUAUCUAUGAACACGCAAAGGCUGUCGCCCCUCUUGUCAUCGCGGGGUCGCCUAUUGCACACAACAUCACAAGCUCAUCAACCUCGAAUGUAAUGUCCUCUCCCGUCUCCGCCAGCGUCAACGGCAUCUGCGCAGCACUCGCCGCCACGCUCGCCACAACCGUCACAAAUCCAUUUGACGCGGUGAAGACGCGCAUGCAGCUGUUUCCGGACAGGUACGGCACGAAAAUGUGGACUGCGUUUGCGAGAAUGGCGAGGGAAGAGUCUGGGAUUCGGGGAUUGUUCGACGGGCUGUCGUUGAGGAUCGUGCGGAAGGGCUUUAGUUCUGCUAUCGCUUGGAGUUUGUAUGAGGAGAUGGUUCGUCGGAGUUAGUCAUUGUGUAUUCUAUUGUAUAUCAGAUCUGCUGAUUUCCUUUGUAAAUAUCUACA
Molecule: messenger RNA, 1120 nt
Organism: Myxozyma melibiosi
Lineage: Eukaryota; Fungi; Ascomycota; Lipomycetes; Lipomycetales; Lipomycetaceae
Product: mitochondrial carrier domain-containing protein
Exons: 1
Coding region: 69-1064 (331 amino acids)
Biological process (GO): glycine import into mitochondrion
Cellular component (GO): mitochondrial inner membrane; mitochondrion
Molecular function (GO): glycine transmembrane transporter activity
Source: RefSeq, a predicted model, not a curated record